ACUACACUAAAUGGAAGACCACAAAAAAACAUCAGAAGCAAAAGAAGAAGGUUGCGAGGUAUACCCUAAUUGUAAUGAUGAUCAGUUACAUCAAUAUUUCCCUCCAAUAUUGCUUGCUCAAACACCAACAAUGAGUGUCACUUAUCAUGAUCACCAAUCCACCAUCUCGAUGUCGGCAGCGACGGCACCCUCCGAUCACCGUCCGAUGGAAGGCGGCUUGGUGUACACUGACAUUUUCGAAAUGUUGUCAAAUGUUGAACUUUAUCCGCCGCCAGAGGAUGAUGAUCAAGCACUCAUUAAUAAUAUUACCGGCCCGCAGGAUCCCCAACCAACACAAGUUUUAGAGGAGGCUGAUUCCAGUGAGCAGCAGAAGAUCAAGCCCAACUCCAACUUCCCAGAAAUUAACUUUGGAACUAAUUAUAUUGAUGAUGGAAGUACUGUAGGGAGGAGGCAUCCCUGCAAUAGACUCAGAGGAGCAAUCAUUCGGGCCAGGAAAUCAUCUCGUUCAAUUGAAUUGCAUAACAUUGCGGAGAAGAGACGCCGGGAACGAAUUGGGAGAAAGAUAAAAGCUCUGCAAGAUUUAAUACCCAACUGCAAUACGAGGGACAAGGCUUCCAUUCUCGACGAUGCAAUAAGAUACAUAAAAGCCUUACAACAUCAACUUGAGACAAUACCUACUGGAAUCGCCGCAGCCGCCGCAGGUUGUUCUUUGAUGCAAACUCCGACUAUGAUAUCGCCGGCGCCGGCAGGCAGCUACCAAGUGAUGCAAUUUCCCAGCCAAGUGGCUCAAACAAUGUUAAUGAAUCCGGCGAGGAUAGGAAUGGGAAUGUCAAACUUUAAUUACUUGCCAUUUCCAGUGAUGGGAGUACAUAACUAUCUAUAUUAUCAGUCAAGUCCGGCAGCAGCUGCGGCGGCGUUAGGGAUGGAUACGGCGGCGGUCGGACCCAUGAUGAUGACUCAGCUGAAUAUGCCACUUGAUCGUUCCAAUCACUAGUAUUGUCUUCAUCAGAUUCCGACAAGAACAAUAAGAAUACUUUUAUGAUCCCGCCUGGCGCCAGCCCACCGGCAUCUUUUUAGGAAGAGUUCCCAAAGUAGAAAUAUAUAUAUACUAUUUUGGUGGGAACUGCAGCUCUGUAUACAGUUAUAGACUGCCGCACGUG
Messenger RNA from Oldenlandia corymbosa var. corymbosa, 1160 nucleotides. The record is from the annotation of a GenBank genome assembly. Lineage: Eukaryota; Viridiplantae; Streptophyta; Magnoliopsida; Gentianales; Rubiaceae.